CGCUAUACGCCUCGCCCACAUUCUAGAUCGAGCAUGGGAUAGAGUUAGCGCUUGGGCAUGGAAGCAUGCUUGCUAGGCCUUUGAGGGUAGCAGAGGCAGCUGCAGCAAAGUGGGCGAGGGAAGUGUCCCGUUAUGGGGAAGAGCGAGUACUAAACCGCAUAAGUGUCGAGCGCGCUGGAGAGUUCGGGCUUCCAUCUGCUCCGCUGCGAGUAAUCCUGCCUGAAUUUCUGAUAGAGAAGAGUUUUGGUGGGCAGGCGAGGGUGGAGGCGGCAGCUGAAGCUGCUCUGAGGGCGCGAGAUUGGGGCCUUACGAAGAUGUGGGACGAGAAGGCGAUGUGGUACAUGUUCCCUGUGUCCGUUUGUGAAGGACUAAGUGAGGAGGUGUACACCCUCAUGUUGAAGUCGCAAACCUGGGAUGAGCUGGAAGCUUCUCUGAAGUUGAGGUUCCCAGAGGAUGGGGUGGAAUGCAGGCUUGGUAAGGGCCUCGAGCAGCCAACCAAUGAAGUCGCAAACCUGGGAUGUGAAGGACUAAGUGAGGAGGUAUACACCCUCAUGUUGAAGUCGCAAACCUGGGAUGAGCUGGAAGCUUCUCUGAAGUUGAGGUUCCCAGAGGAUGGGGUGGAAUGCAGACUUGGUAAGGGCCCUGAGCAGCCAGCCGAGGCCGCGUCAACGCAAGGAGAGCUGAGUGGUAUACAGAGGCAAGUUGGGAUGCUGGAAGAGAGGUUGGCGAGGUUGGAAGAAGCCAGGUGUGGUGAAAGGAAGACCUUUGAAGGAGCAUCCAACAGACCGGCUGGGCAGGAUGAGGCGGAGGUAAGGGAAGAUCAUCAGGAGUUGCUCCUCCUCAAGAGAAUCCUAAGGGGGCGAGUUUGCGCCCCGGGGAAAGUUGAAGAUGAGGGGAUCAUUGAGAUCGAGGAGGAGCAAGAAGCUAGUAUGGCCCUACCUGUUAUUGCGCCGGAGCCGAAGGGAGGGCCCAUUGGCGGAGAGGCAUCCUCGGCUGCGGGACGGGAGAGGCAAAGGAAUGAGUGGUGGCUAGAGCACUGGGCAAAAGUGGUAUGUGAUGGUUAGGGAGAGAGUGGUCGCACCCCUCAAGGAGGCAAGGGAAAGGGGGUGAUGGGUGAAGAAGGGAAGCCUGAACCUCCCAAGUUGACAAAG
This is a messenger RNA of Chara braunii, 1151 nucleotides long. Lineage: Eukaryota; Viridiplantae; Streptophyta; Charophyceae; Charales; Characeae. The record is from the annotation of a GenBank genome assembly.